This is a messenger RNA of Saccostrea echinata, 769 nucleotides long. RefSeq names its product membrane frizzled-related protein-like. The coding region runs from base 18 to 764 and encodes 248 amino acids. The transcript has 5 exons. Lineage: Eukaryota; Metazoa; Mollusca; Bivalvia; Ostreida; Ostreidae. Gene Ontology annotation, molecular function: protein binding. The record is from RefSeq and is a predicted model, not a curated record.
UUGUUUUGAUCAUUAUAAUGUUGCCGUCCAAUCUUCUUUUUGAAAUUAUUAUUUUAUACGGAACUUUUAUUUGCUGUCUUGGAAAUCAUGAGAAAAAAGUUUAUAUGGAGGACUACUGUGAUAAGAAAAUAAAGAUAACAUCCGCUCAGGAGAUACACCUUUCUAAGGACGUAUUUUACCCCACAGGGUGGAGAUGUCAAACUACAAUAGAAGCUCCCCCAAAUCACGUGAUCUGGUUCAACUUCCAUUACUUUGAUGUAGGAAGGCCUUCCGUGAUAUACUGUACUGACGUAUUAAGGAUUUACGAUGGUGACAGUACUCGGUCUCUUGAGAUUUCGCCGAAUAAAGGUAUGUGUGGACGGUAUAUUCCUAGACCUAUAGCUACUAGUGGUAACCAGGCAACGUUUAAAUUCAAGAGUAUGGUAGUUACAACCAGUACUGGGUUUAAGUUAAUUGCAACAGUCCAAAGAAAGCCCGAGAACAAGAUCUGCUCCAAGAACGAAUUUCAAUGUCUUGACGAUUUCUGUAUUGACAAAAGUCUGAAGUGUGAUCGGGAGAUUAACUGCCGGGAUCAAUCCGAUGAGUCUGCGCACUACGCCGGAUGUGAAGGACUGCUUGCAAAAUGGACGGAUUUAAGCACAGCUGCAAAAGUUGGAAUAAUUGUGGGAACGUUUACUGCAUCUUGUUUGCUUCUGUGUUUACUGGUGAUAUGUUGUUGUUCCUGUUCCUCCUCAUCGAGGAGAUAUAAACGACUUAAAGAUUGAAAAUG